UUUUACGCACGCACACAGACGUACGUCUUUUAGCUCGUCUGCCUGCGCCCGACCUGCGGUAACUUUUACGUGGACGUGAGACGUCUCUCACUCUCUCUCUCUCUCUCUCUCUUUAUCUGUGUAUCUUUCUCUUUCUCGCUGUACGAAAAGGAGCGAAAAUCCUGUGCCAACUUGGUGCGUGCGUGGGCAAAGCGCGAGACAUUUAGAAAAGCCAGAGCAGCAGCAACGUCGUGUUGUGACGAACGCUUCGUUUAUAUAAGCCUCGAGCACACGCGUUAACAAAAAAAUCAAAUACACACACACGCUCACGAUGCUGGCGACGAUUGCACGAGGUGUUUGCGCAAAACGAUCCUUUUCCACGUCGAAAUGGGCAGCUGCACAGCAGAUGACUGUAAGAGAUGCCCUCAAUUCAGCAAUGGACGAGGAAAUGGAACGAGACGAAAGAGUUUUUAUUAUGGGUGAAGAAGUUGCCCAAUACGAUGGAGCUUACAAAGUCUCUAGGGGUCUAUUAAAAAAAUAUGGUGAAAAGAGAGUUAUAGAUACUCCAAUCACUGAAUCUGGCUUUGCUGGUAUGACAGUUGGUGCAGCUUUUGCUGGCCUUCGACCUAUCUGCGAAUUUAUGACUUUCAAUUUUGCCAUGCAAGCUAUUGAUCAAAUUAUCAACUCAGCUGCCAAGACUUUUUACAUGUCUGCAGGUAAAGUGAAUGUUCCAAUUGUUUUUCGAGGACCUAACGGAGCAGCUGCUGGAGUAGCAGCCCAACAUUCACAAUGUUUUGGGGCAUGGUAUGCUCAUUGUCCAGGCUUGAAGGUUAUUUCUCCUUACAAUAGUGAGGACUGCAGAGGCCUCAUGAAGGCAGCUAUUCGUGACCCUGACCCAGUUGUCUUUUUAGAAAAUGAAUUGCUAUAUGGUGUUCAGUAUCCAGUAUCAGAUGAAGCACUAUCAAAAGAUUUUGUUCUUCCCAUUGGUAAAGCAAAAAUUGAACGAGCUGGCAAACAUAUUACACUAGUCGCACAUUCCAAGGCAGUUGAAUUGUGCCUAGAAGCAGCUAAUACUCUGGCAGGUAAAGGAGUUGAAGCUGAGGUCAUCAAUUUAAGAUCAUUGAGGCCACUUGAUAUGGAUACUGUUAUCAAGUCUCUUGUCAAGACUCACCAUAUUGUAACAGUUGAGCAAGGCUGGCCUACAUGUGGUAUUGGUGCUGAAAUUGCAGCAAGAAUUAUGGAAUCUGAUGCUUUCUACCAACUGGAUGCACCAGUCAUCAGAGUCACUGGUGCAGAUGUUCCAAUGCCUUAUACAAAGUCAUUGGAAGCUCUAGCUUUACCAACACCACAAGAUAUUGUUUCGGCAACAAACAAAGUUUUAGGAAUCGAAAAGUAGUUACCCACCAAUAACAGAUGCAGAAAAAUUAUUUCUCAGUAAUCGUGUCAGUUUCCUGUUCUUCACCAAGUUUAAUUUUCGCUUCCUUUCUACCAAUUUUUGCUCUCAAAUUAUUCGAGUUUUCUCGUCUUGCCUUUUUGUUUUUAUUUUGCUUUCUAUUCCACUCAUGGAAAGCUUCUUGUACAAACGUAAUCACUGACGAAAAAGGUUACACGAUAGAGAAAAAAAGAGGAACUUGCACGAAAAUCUGUGAACUAGUUAUAAAAUUAGAAACAAUUAUGAAAAUAUUUUGAAUCACGAAACGAAAAAGAGAACUCAAUGAGCUACGAGGUCGAUUAUCUAACGACACUGUUAUAGAUAUUGUAAUCGUAUUUUGCGAAUCUAUUUGAAAAAUAACUAAUUUGAUCCACUUUUAACGCGGUAUUAUAUUUAUACUCAUGGGAUCUGAAAAUUCUAUUGGACGAUUUUCGUUGGUUAAAUUAUUGACGGUUUUAAUUUACAAACGUUAAAAAUUGAAAUCUAUUUUAUAAAUUUUGUGCUUAAACAAAUUGAAAACUAUACGGAUGAUAAUUCACCAUUUGUUAAAGCUGUAAAUUCGUUUGUAAGAAUUAGAUCUGUCUAUCUUAUGCAAAAUAAUUUUUGAAUCAUUUUAAUGAUUUUUUAUGAAUAUUUUAAAUUUUAAUAUGAUAAUUAUUUGAUUCAUAUGUUUUUUUGCCAUUUGACAUGUAGAAUAAUGAAAUUGUUAUAAUGGUCCAGUAGUACCAAAAAGUAAUUAUGUUACCAUUUUCGAUUCGUUGGAGACGAGGUUAUUGUAAAUGCCGAUGUUAAGCAAUCAUGUAAAUUUAUAGGAAUGAAAUCGGCAUAUAAUGAGCUCAAAAUAAUGUUCUUGAGCUGCAUUUGUUUAUUAUUUAUUACAUAAAAAUGAAAAUAAACUGUAAUAUACAAAC
Messenger RNA from Trichogramma pretiosum, 2322 nucleotides. RefSeq names its product pyruvate dehydrogenase E1 component subunit beta, mitochondrial-like (gene Pdhb). Gene Ontology annotation, biological process: pyruvate decarboxylation to acetyl-CoA. NCBI's taxonomy places the organism in Eukaryota, Metazoa, Arthropoda, Insecta, Hymenoptera, Trichogrammatidae. Gene Ontology annotation, molecular function: pyruvate dehydrogenase (acetyl-transferring) activity. The transcript has 6 exons. The record is from RefSeq and is a predicted model, not a curated record. Bases 311 to 1375 code for a protein of 354 amino acids.